Synchiropus splendidus (mandarinfish) is the source of this 2431-nucleotide messenger RNA. RefSeq names its product FAST kinase domains 3 (gene fastkd3). The transcript is spliced from 7 exons. Bases 132 to 2123 code for a protein of 663 amino acids. Gene Ontology annotation, cellular component: ribonucleoprotein granule; mitochondrial matrix. Gene Ontology annotation, molecular function: RNA binding. Gene Ontology annotation, biological process: regulation of mitochondrial mRNA stability; mitochondrial RNA processing. NCBI's taxonomy places the organism in Eukaryota, Metazoa, Chordata, Actinopteri, Syngnathiformes, Callionymidae. The record is from RefSeq and is a predicted model, not a curated record.
CUGAACGUGUCCUCAUGACUCAUACGGAAGCCCGUGAGAGUCACUGUCUCCGCUGCCACUCGGAAUGUGGUCAGCCGGUCUCUGACACUCUAUUCAAGAUGAUUCCAGCCUGAGUGGACGAGGACCUGGCCAUGGCUCAGAAGGUUUUUCUGAAGAGCCUUACUCCUGUCGGACAGUUUGGGGUCCAACGUUACCUCCCGACUGGAUACACAAGGCUUCUGCGUCUCUCUAAAGGACCCUGUGUAACAUGUUUAGGCAGUUCUGCCGCUAGCUGCAUCCAAAAACAGGGCUGCAGGAGGCUUCAUCUGUCCUACAGGAGCCUCACCUCAAUUGUCAGGGAACCUUCCUUCAUCGCCAGCAGCUCCGUAGGACUCCACAGAGACUCCAUCCCACGGUUUUGUUUAACCCAGCUGCAUAGACCUUCCACUGCUGAGGAGCAGGCGUUUCAGGAGAGUCUAGCGAGAUGCGCCUCGUGCCGCCUGGUCUUCAAACUGCUGCAGUCGGUGGAGAUGAUGUCAGACACCAUGGCGGCUGCUGUUCUACACCGAGUGGCCGAUCUGGAGCGGGAAGGGAACUCUCUGAGGGACCCAUCGGUACUGGAAAAUGACGCCAUCCGGGCCUUGUGUCUGCAGUUGGAGCAAGAUGCAGCUCGACUCACUGAUGCUGGUCUGGCAUCUGCUCUCUUGGCCUGCACUCGCCUUUUUCUGGACCCCUCCAGCUCACUGAUGGUGCACCUGGUGUCCGAGAGCCAAGAGAGGUUGGACCGGGGGAGGAUGGCUGUCGGGCCGCUGUGUGAUCUCGGUCGGGCCGCACAGGCUAUGAGCGGUCCGGACUCUGUGUUGCUGUCUAAAGUGAUCCAGCAGAUCCAGCAGCAGGAGCCAAGCAGUUGGAGCCCGGCUGAACUGGUUUCGGUUUACAGACUCCUGGAAGGAGGCGUGGACGCAGAAGGGAAGUGCAGAGAGCUGUUAAACGCCAUGCACACUCAGGCAGUGACUGCAGCACACAGCAUGGACCCAGCUGCAGUCAGUGGACUCUUCAAUACUCUCAGGAUUCUAAACCAGAGCAGAGUGAUGCCUCUUGUCAUCAGUCUGUGCAAGCAGGCGGUGAGACAUGUCCCCCACUUCUCUGAUGCCGAGCUCAACCAAGUCCUUGAGGGGCUCAUGCACUUCGGCCACAGCGACCGCUACUUUGUCGAGGCCAUUGAGAGAAUUGCCCCCAAGAUGGCCUUCACAUCGGAUCCGGAAACGGUAACCAAGGUGGUAGAGUUCUUCAGCCGGAGGAACAUCCUCUCCACGCAGGUGUUCGACGCCAUUGCGGAGAGUUUUGUGUACCGAGCGGAAGACUACAGCACCAGCCAGGUGUCCAGGCAGUUGAGGGGGUUUGGGAAGUUAGGCUAUCUUCCUCCGGAUGCAGUCAAGCUUUUCGGGAAGGUGGAGCUGAUCCUACGCACUCGCUUCUCUCAAUUCCAACCGCGGGCGCUGCUGAACCUGCUGCACUCCUGCAUCCUGGUGGAGAGAUUCCCCGUCAAUUACGUCUCCAAAGUCUUCAGCAGCUUCUUCCUGCAGCAGUUGGAAGAGGAAGGUGCUGGGAUGAACCGGACUGCGCUGGCCCAGCUGACUCAGCUCUACGUGACGGUCAAGUUGGAGUGUCCUUUCUACACGGGGCCCAAACUGCCUCCCAAGUACCAUGUCAAGUCCUUCCUCUCGCCAGGACAACACCUGGAGACCCCUGUGCAUCCCCAACUGGACAACUCUGUCAAAGUGGGACUGGUGGAUUUGCUUGGGUACCGCUCCCACUUUGGCUCUCGAGUUCUGACGCCGUACUGCUACACACUCGAUGUGGAGAUCAAGCUGGAUGAAGAAGGAUACGUGCUGCCUGCCAGUCAAGAUGAUGCCGAGGUUUUCAAAAGGAUCGCUCUGUGCAUCGACGGGCAGGAGAGGUUCACGUCCAGCACCAGGCAGCUGCUCGGGAAAGAAGCCACCAAGCAGCGACACCUGAGGCUCCUUGGAUACGAAGUGGUCCAGAUUCCCUUCUAUGAAUUUGAAAAACUGCAAACCAAGGACAAAGUGGUGGAAUAUCUGCACAAGAAGAUCUUCCCUCACAGCUACAGACUCAGCUGGUGAAGACGAAGACACACCAGCGCUGCAGACGUCCUACUGUCAUCACGUUUUAAUGCUUCACUUUCAAUAAAAUAAUUUUGUGAAUGUUGAGUGGAGGAUUGAUGAAGACAGGAGUCAUUUGAAAAUAUGUCCUUUAUUAUAGAGAUGCAGUCGACGCUGUAGAAACUGUACAAUUGUCUCUGAGAAUCCUUGCACAAGAGAAGAGGCUAAAGCAAAAGAAACCCAAUCACAUUCGAUGAUUUGUCGGUCAGCAAAGGAGGUCAUCUUGAAGGGUGUGUUGGGUGGAUAAAUAAAAAAGGUAUAAUACAUGU